AAUUAGAACGGUUAUUGAGCAGCAUGGACGUUGACAGCAUUCGCGAGCAUUUGCUAGGGGACUCUCAGGAUACUUUCUCAUUUCCUGAUUUCCAUUCAAAUUUUGGUUCAGAGACAGCCAGUACCUAUAAUUGGAAUGAAAUAAUAUACAGCUCCAUGCUUGGAGUGAAGGAGGAGAAUUCAUUGGACGAAGAGAGGUUUCCAUCUCCUGUCACGUCGGUUCCUCCGCCAGCUAGUAAUAACGUACGUACGCAACAACAAGAUUUUCCUGCAUGGGAAACAACAUCACCAUGCAAAGAAAAGGCAGCUGCUUUAGAGAGGAGGCUGACGCCGCACUAUAGGGGAGUGAGGCAGCGGCCGUGGGGGAAAUUUGCAGCAGAAAUACGAGAUCCUGCUAAGAAAGGAGCCAGAGUAUGGCUGGGCACCUUCACUACAGCGGAGGCCGCAGCCCUCGCAUAUGACCGUGCUGCUUUCAGAAUUCGGGGAUCCAAAGCGCUGCUCAACUUUCCCCUCCUCGACCACACGGCCACCGAAGAUUAUCAGGCAGUUCCCGAAAAGUUGACGAAGAGGAGGAGAAAGGAGGUGUCAGCGGGCGGCACUGAAAUGAAGGAGCAUUGUCUUUCUCAGUUCAGAAGGUCCCAAUGCUCUAGUAUGACAAGUGCGGAUUGGACGAUCUGAGCGUAAAAUGUGACAAACGCUUGCAUUUCUUUCAUCCUCCUUUUGAACAGCCUCUUCUUACCAAUUCAAAUCAGACUUAAUCACCGCCUCGUUCAAAUUGUCGACUAGCUGAGACCGACAUACAACACAGCCCUCUUUUCGGCGCCUACAAUCUUAUCUACUAUCUCAUUUAUCCUUAUCAGAAAUCAACAUUCCCUCCUUGCCGACUGCUCAACCGAUCAUCCACCAGAUGUUUAUCUGAUAUUAUUGUUGACUUACCUUCACAG
Messenger RNA from Cryptomeria japonica (Japanese cedar), 943 nucleotides. Its product is annotated as ethylene-responsive transcription factor 1A. The record is from RefSeq and is a predicted model, not a curated record. NCBI's taxonomy places the organism in Eukaryota, Viridiplantae, Streptophyta, Pinopsida, Cupressales, Cupressaceae. Gene Ontology annotation, biological process: regulation of DNA-templated transcription; ethylene-activated signaling pathway. The transcript has a single exon. Gene Ontology annotation, molecular function: DNA-binding transcription factor activity; DNA binding. Bases 24 to 677 code for a protein of 217 amino acids.